Molecule: messenger RNA, 5287 nt
Organism: Zootoca vivipara (common lizard)
Lineage: Eukaryota; Metazoa; Chordata; Lepidosauria; Squamata; Lacertidae
Gene: GPS1
Product: G protein pathway suppressor 1
Cellular component (GO): COP9 signalosome
Source: RefSeq, a predicted model, not a curated record
GGCUGGGGUUCCCCCUCCCCAAGGCGCUGCUGUUGUCUUUCCGUUUAGCAAGCAGGCCCGUGGGUGCGGGCGAGCAGGAUCCCGGUGGGUCGCCGAGGAGGAUCGCGCCCCUGCGGGUGAUCAGCAGGGCGUGUGUCAUUCUGGGUGGCCGUCCCAGGCGCAGCCCUUGAGGAAGGGGGCCGGGGGGGGCCGGAUACGCCCAGAGGGUCGGAGGGGCCCGAAUGUGGGCUCAGGGCCCCUGACCCGGGCGAGGGGAAAGGCCGUUGGCCGCGGUUACGGCCUGCCCCACCGUUUCAUGCAUUUGGUUCUGUACGGAAUCCGGUUCUGGUGGAACCGCGACAGGGACCUCCGAGGGCCGUUGGUAUCUGUGCUGCAACAUGCAAUUUAAUACCUGGCAAGUGAAGGCGGAUGGUUUUUGUUUUAAUGCAUGUCAGUGUGCACUGUGGAAACCACAGUAUAUCAUGAAAUUUGCAGCUUAUUGGAAAGGCGUGGGUGGACGCAGUUCGUAUGCUUCUUAAUAUAUUUCAGUCCAGGCAUCCCCAAACUGCGGCCCUCCAGAUGUUUUGGCCUACAAGUCCCAUGAUCCCUAGCUAACAGGACCAGUGGUCGGGGAAGAUGGGAAUUGUAGUCCAAAACAUCUGGAGGGCCAAUGUUUGGGGAUGCCUGGUGUAGACCCUUAAGUUUAAGACCUCCUCCCCCAAUCCCGAAAUCGUGUGCUGCAGAGGAAGUAGAUGGGAUUGAAUGAUCUUACCCCAUGUGCCAGCCCACAUCCUGAUCUACAAUAACGAUGGCUCAAUGCGGUUAUAAUGUAAUUACAGUACUUGAAUAGUAGAGACCUGUUUAAUUUCAGCAUUAUGAAAUGCAACUCCAGGGAUUUUACAGAUCCUGCACUCCUCAUAUUAUGAGAAAAUUAGUUCUACCAAUGGAAUUGUGGAAUAAUAAUAAUAAUAAUAAUAAUAAUAUUUAUACCCUGCCCAUUUGGCUAGUUUUCCCCAGCCACUCUAGGCGUCUUACAGCAUAUAUAAAAACAUAGUAAAAGAUCAAACAUUAAAAACUUCUUGAUACAGGGCUGCCUUCAGAUGUCUUCUAAAAGUUGUGUAGUUCUUUGUCUCCUUGACAUCUGGAGAGCGUUCCACAGGGAGGGUGUCACUACCGAGAAGGCCCUCUGCCUGGUUCCCUGUAGCUUGACUUUUUGCAGUGAGGGAACCAGCAGAAGACCCUCGGAGGAGGACCUCAGUGUCCAGGCUGAAUGAUGGGGGUGGAGACACUCCUCCAGACAUACUGGGCUGAGGCCGUUUACAGCUUUAAAGGUCAGCACCAAAGGUCAAGAGGAUUUGGCUUUUAUGUGUGGUGCAUUUUAGUAAAUUGACUAUUUUAUUAUGGCUGAUUCUUUUAAUUGUUUAUCUGCUUCCAAAAAGGAUCAAAAACAACAAAAAAAACAUGGUGCUUGAAAUAUAGUAGAGUCUUUCAUACUGAGAGAUCUGGCUGCAGCAGCUGUAACACAGUGGAUAAAUAAAUAAAUAACUUUCAAGGACUUGUCUCUUAGCAGCAACUCGCGUCACAACUUGCCUCUGCUGUUUCAGCAAUAUUUCUGUCUUCAGCUCUGGUCUAACUAAAGAACAGUGUUGUGACUCUACACAGCAUACCUGAUACCAUCAGGUGUUUUGACAACAGAUUUUAUUAUAACUUUAUAGAAGAAAUAUUUGUGUCUCUCCACUAGCAUACAUUUUUGUGCUCUCCCCCCUCACCUGAUGCUGGCAUUUUCAGGUUGAAUUUUGCAGUUUGUGACUUAAAUCUUGCUGCAUGUGAAGAUCAAAGCUAGAUCACAGUGCAUGUUCAUCUUAAAAUAUUUUAGUUCCUGUCUUUCAAGUUUGUAAUGGUCCAUUCUCUUCAACGCCUUUAAAUAGUCAUGAGAAUUUCCUUAUAGUAGAAAUGGGUGCAAAAUAUCACUCAUAUCUGCUCAACAGCUUCUGAUUCCCAUACUUUAUGUUUUGUGAGAUGAUGGAGGAUUGAGAGAUACUAACUGUGGGUGCUGCCUAGAAGACAAAUUACAGGAAUUAAUCUGCUUCACAUAAUGUGUCAUUUUAUGAAGGCAAGCCAGUGAUGUCAUGCAAUUUGCUGCUCUUUUGUUGAAAACAAAAUACAGUGUUUUUAUAUCCAAUCCUGUCUUUCUAGAGCUCACUUACUGUGGCAGUGGAAUGCUAACUACAGCCUUUUCAUUUGACCCUUGGAACUCUUCCCAAACCACACCCCUCACUGGCGCUGCUUCACACCCCAAAUUUUGCCUGUCCAGAAACUGUCCUUGAAAUCUGAUAGUGCCUCUUGCUUGUCCACAUGGAGGAUAGAAUUGGGUGUGUGUAGACACAAAUGUAAAAUUUGCAUUCAUUGCUCCGCUUGCUUUUGUCUCUAGCCCCACCCACCACUGCCACAUGGCCCUGAGAAGGUUGCACAGAAGGAAAUACAGCCCUCAGACUUAAAAAAAGGUUCCCUACUCCUUGCUGUGUGUGAUAGGAUGGACCAAGGGGCAUGCAGCACAGUAAUACAACAGUGAAACUAACAAACGCCUACAAUGAAAACUGGAGCAAAUUAUUCUAGCCUAACAUGAGCAAGAGGAGUAAUGUCUAUGACUGCAGAGGCAUUAAUUACCUUUCUUUCCUUUAGCAGCCGGCGAGCUCUGUGUCAGGGCGAGGGGGUACAGAGAGUCAGGACAGGAUGAGGGAUAGUUCAGUUCCGAGCUCAGCUGCUUCGUCAGUGACAGAUCUAUACAACACCCCCCGCAGCAGUAGGUCAGAACUCUUCCUCCCAGGUACAUCUGGAGACUUCAGCCUAAGUGCCUGCUUAUCAGCCUGCACCCUGCUCUAUGAGGGUGCGGUGGAGCCCAUGCAGAUUGAUGUAGACCCACAAGAAGAUCAGCAAAAUGCACCUGAUAUCAACUAUGUGGUGGAGAACCCGACUCUGGAUCUGGAGCAGUAUGCAGCAAGUUACAGCGGCUUGAUGAGGAUCGAGCGGCUGCAGUUCAUUGCAGACCAUUGCCCGCAACUGCGAGUAGAAUCCCUCAAGAUGGCCCUCUCCUUUGUCCAAAGAACAUUCAAUGUUGAUGUUUAUGAAGAAAUUCACCGGAAGUUGACUGAAGCCACCAGAGAGUUACAAAACACACCUGAUGCUGUCCCAGAUGGAGGAAUAGAGCCCCCUCCUCUAGACACGGCGUGGGUUGAAGCUACACGCAAAAAAGCUCUUCUUAAACUGGAAAAGCUAGACACGGAUUUAAAGAACUAUAAAGGGAACUCAAUCAAGGAAAGCAUCAGGAGAGGCCAUGAUGACUUAGGAGAUCACUACCUUGACUGCGGGGACCUCAGCAAUGCCCUCAAAUGUUAUUCGCGAGCCCGCGAUUACUGCACCAGCGCAAAGCACGUUAUCAACAUGUGCCUCAAUGUUAUCAAGGUCAGUGUUUACCUCCAGAACUGGUCCCACGUCCUGAGCUAUGUGAGCAAAGCCGAGUCCACGCCAGAAAUUGCAGAGCAAAGAGGAGAACGUGACAGCCAGACACAGGCAAUCCUCACCAAAUUGAAGUGUGCCGCAGGCUUGGCGGAACUUGCUGCCCGGAAAUACAAGCAAGCAGCAAAGUGCUUCCUGUUGGCCUCAUUUGAUCACUGUGAUUUCCCUGAGCUGCUGUCCCCUAGCAAUGUGGCCGUGUAUGGUGGCCUCUGUGCAUUAGCCACCUUUGACCGUCAGGAAUUGCAGCGUAAUGUCAUCUCCAGCAGCUCCUUCAAACUCUUCUUAGAGCUGGAGCCACAGGUGCGGGACAUCAUCUUCAAGUUCUACGAAUCCAAAUAUGCCUCAUGUCUCAAGAUGCUGGAUGAGAUGAAGGAUAAUCUGCUGCUGGAUAUGUACCUGGCACCUCACGUGAGAACACUUUACACGCAGAUUCGAAACCGCGCCCUCAUCCAGUAUUUCAGCCCCUAUGUGUCAGCAGACAUGCGGAAGAUGGCCACAGCCUUCAACACCACGGUGGCAGCUUUGGAGGACGAGCUCACUCAGCUGAUCCUAGAAGGACUGAUUAAUGCCAGAAUAGACUCUCACAGCAAAAUUUUAUACGCACGGGAUGUUGAUCAGCGUAGUACUACCUUUGAGAAGUCCUUGCUGAUGGGGAAGGAGUUUCAGCGUCGCGCCAAAGCUAUGAUCCUACGAGCAGCUGUCCUGCGUAACCAGAUCCAUGUGAAGUCUCCUCCGAGAGAAGGAAGCCAAGGUGAACUCACUCCAGCAAACAGCCAGUCCCGGAUGAGCACCAACAUGUGAAGCGCUCUGAAUCUCCAAGAGACUCUUCCUUCCCCCACACACCCAGGGCCAUGUGUAUCCAGCGUCCAAGCCACCAACUGUUCCUUGGUGCCUUUUCGGACUCUCUAGGUGUGGGAGGGGCAGGACUGUCAGGGGAGUCUGCCUUUAGAGUCUGAUAAUUCCUCUUAGAACAGAAACUUCCAUUAGAUGCAGCACGUCAAGAAUACGCAAGCAUGUGAGAGUGCCGGGGGUGUAUCUUGUCCUUCCCCCAGGGUAUUUCACAAACAGGGGCUUAUCUUAAGCUGCCAACAGAGCUUUCUGGGGUUUCCUUUCCAUAAAUGAUAUGUAGCCUGAAUCUGGAGGAACAAGUGCGUUUCCGUAGAACUUCAUUCACACCGACACGUUGUCUCAGACCCGGAGAGUCCCCCCUCGGGCAACAUCCAGCAGGAAAGCUAGCAUCAGUUCCAUUCCCUCACUCUCCAAGGCUUAUGUUUGCAUUUACCCUGGGUCGGCACCAUUUCAAUCUGUUCUUCCUUUAAAAGUGUGCGCUCUGGCUUGUUCUCACAUCCCCAGCCUGGUUUUGACUGUGGUUUUUAAUGUUCGUCACCCAAUUUUACUGCUGUAGUGUAUGGUGGCUUUCUAGCCUUUUGGGGCGCUAAUAGAGAAAAGUAAAAUGACAUUCAAGUAGUACAUCCAUCUGCGUCUAGGCAGGAACCUGCUUGCCCGGGUGUCUGCACUCCUGGCACCACUUUUUAUUUAUCCCUUACAGAAAAGGGUUGUGGGUCACAGGCCAGACUCGGGACUGUGUUCUCUUAAUGAGCCUUGUUUAAAUGUUUGAAUAUUCCACAGUGACUUCCGUUUGGGGUUCAUUCGUUGGUGUUUAUCCCAAGGUCAAAAGUUACAAAAUUGAACCUAGCCCUUGACAACUCAACUUUCUACAGACACUGUUAAUGCUGUUUAGUUUAAAUCAAAAUUCUCUCCUAUGCAUUAAAAAGCAUAAUUGUAAAGAUAA